UUUCCGAGGCGAGCGGAAGCGGCUCUGCCGGGGUCGGGACGAGCCCGAGGCAUGGCGGAGACGUCCUCGGAGCGGGAGGCGGAGGCCGAGGCGCUGGCCGCGGCGCGGGAGCGGAGCCGGCUCUUCUUGAGCGGCCUAGAGCUGGUGCAGCAGGGCGCCGAGGCGCGCGUCUUCCGCGGCCGCUUUCAGGGCCGCGCGGCCGUGGUGAAGCAUCGCUUCCCCAAGAGCUACCGGCACCCGGCGCUGGAGGCGCGGCUCGGCCGGCGGAGGACGGUGCAGGAGGCGCGGGCGCUGCUCCGCUGCCGCCGCGCGGGUAUAGCUGCCCCGGUUGUCUUCUUCGUGGACUAUGCUUCUAACUGCUUAUAUAUGGAAGAAAUCGAAGACUCGGUGACUGUUCGAGAUUAUAUCCAAUCCACUAUGGAGACCGAAAAAGACCCCCAGUGCCUCCUGGACUUGGCCAGGAGAAUCGGGCAGGUUCUGGCCAGAAUGCAUGACGAAGACCUCAUUCACGGGGACCUCACCACCUCCAACAUGCUCCUGAAGCGGCCCCUGGAGCAGCUGAACAUCGUGCUCCUCGACUUCGGGCUGAGUUUUGUUUCGGGACUGCCGGAAGAUAAAGGCGUCGACCUCUAUGUCCUGGAGAAGGCCUUCCUCAGCACCCACCCCCACACCGAGACUGUGUUUGAAGCCUUUCUAAAGAGCUAUGGUACUUCAUCCAAAAAGUCCGGUCCAGUGCUGAAGAAGUUAGAUGAAGUGCGCCUGAGAGGGAGAAAGCGGUCCAUGGUCGGGUAGCAGAGUUGCUAUAGUAACUGUCUCCCAGUGAGAAUGCUGUGGAUGCGGCUGGGCUCGGCAGUGGGGUCAUUGUUAAGUGGCCUGCGAUCGUGCUGUGCCACCGUCACCUGCGGUUCACUAUUCUCAGGAGCUUAAUGUGUACAAGGCCAGGUCUGGGCAGAACUGGUGUGUAACUCAGGCUGGCAUCACACUUGCUGUGUAUGAUGAGGUUAAAACCUUGAACUCCUGAUCUCCUGCAUCCGUUGGAGUAUAGGUGUGUGCUGUCUGUCACUCCUGUUUGAUCAAUGCCCAGGGCCUCACACAUGCUAGGCAGGUGCUCUACCAACUGAGCUGCGUCCCCAGCCCUAGCCCUGGGUGUUUCAGAUCAAAUCCAAUAGGCUUUCUCCCAAACAGUGGCUUGUGGACCUCAUGCAUUCCAGGUGGCAUUGAUUUGAGAACGGUACUGUAGUCCUGGAGAGAUAAAGGCGGGGAUAGUGUUUCUCUCUCUUCCCUCUAACCUGCUGGGAUUUGGGUGUGUGUACAAAGACUGCUUCAAGCCAGUUUAGUGGGAUAUAACUAUCACUUUGAGAGAGCACUGUAGACUGACUGGGAUACAGUGGACUGCUCUCCGAAGUGUUUUAGGUGUGUAUUUUUACAUGGGUGUAUUUGGAGUUUAUUAUAAAAGGUGUUUUUGAGGCACUGGAGAGGUGGCCUUGUGGUGCUUGCUCUUCCAAAGGAUUCUAGUCCAGGACUCAGGCUUCAAGGGACCCAGUGGCUCUGCCUCCUCAGGUACCUCUACUUACAUGCAUAUGCCCCUCUUCUCAUAAUUAAAUAUAGUAUGGAUAAAUUCUUGAAAUAUUUUUGAGAGUCAGAAUAAAAAGAUGCAGAAAUAGCAUUUUGAAUUUUUCUUUUCUAGAAAAGCAGGCUAUGGCUUUCAGAUGACUAGAACACAGCAGCAUGUAGGUUUUUACCGUUCCAGUGUCCAUAGGUCUUGAAGCUCAUGGGGUAGAGAAGAGAGUUGGUGUAUCUCAAGCGGUGGGGAGGCAGAACAAAGAUGAAGUGCCUUGUAAAGUUGGUAAGCCGGGUUUCCAGUCUGAAUACUUGAGUCCUCUCCGGACCAGGACUGAAUUCCAUUCACAACUGCUGCUGCUGCCUGAGUGCCAGCAUGUGACAGACAGACAGACAGCCAGGAGAGGAUGCACAUGGCCCUUCCUGGGUAGCUGUUGCCAGUGAGCUUUGCUCAGUGCAUGGCAUGUUCUGUGCUAGGGGUUUUCGUAGUCAGCUCUCAGGAUGUUGUCACUGUAGAUGGGUGGUGGCCUGGACAGAGGUUGCUAGCUCAGCACAGGAAGCAAGAGGCACUCUUGCCAGCGUUCUUUGAGGUUUAGGGUUUGGGUUUUGUUUUGUUUUGUUUUUAUUUUUGUUUCUGUGAGAUAAGUAUCUCGCAGGAGGCAGCAGGCUCAGAGGAAUGAAGCCAGGUGGGGAAGUCCAGCAGGACACCAGCACAUGUUCAACCCUGAGGACCCUGGUCAGCACUCCUCUAGGUAACUGCUCAUGGAACCAGUCCUUGGGUCCAUGUUGUAAAACUUGGCGUGGUGGGUGCCUCCUGAAGAGUCUGCUGGUGAAUGCGAUGAGUGAGCCAUGCCACAGUGUUACUGGCCCCACUUGUGGGGGUGGAGUGUGAGCUGUAACUCCAUUGUUAAUACAGUCCCAGUCAGACUUUUCCAAAAGCAGGCAGGUAUGAGCUGCCAUAAGCCAUGCCGUAUCAAUUUGUUUUGUUUUGAGAAAGUUCUUCUGUGUAGUCCUGGAUAUCCUGGAAUUCAUUCUGUAGAUCAGGCUGGCUUCAAACUCAGAGAUCCACCUGCUUCUGCCUCUCAAG
Molecule: messenger RNA, 2647 nt
Organism: Chionomys nivalis (European snow vole)
Lineage: Eukaryota; Metazoa; Chordata; Mammalia; Rodentia; Cricetidae
Gene: Tp53rk
Product: TP53 regulating kinase
Exons: 2
Coding region: 52-792 (246 amino acids)
Biological process (GO): protein phosphorylation
Cellular component (GO): EKC/KEOPS complex; cytosol; nucleus
Molecular function (GO): ATP binding; protein serine/threonine kinase activity
Source: RefSeq, a predicted model, not a curated record